This is a messenger RNA of Miscanthus lutarioriparius, 1122 nucleotides long. The record is from the annotation of a GenBank genome assembly. NCBI's taxonomy places the organism in Eukaryota, Viridiplantae, Streptophyta, Magnoliopsida, Poales, Poaceae.
AUGGAUCGUGCAAGUCGUCUGUACAGCCAGGUGGGGAGAGAAGGGAACGUGCGAGAGCCUGCUGCUGCCUGCGUGUGUGAGCAGGCCACAAGCGGACAGCACAACAGAUCGGCCACCUCCUCGAAUCCGAUGGCCGUCGGCGACAGCGCCACCGCCACCCCACCGGUGGCCAAGCUCUCCAUCUCCGGCGCAGCCCUCGCGGCGCUGCUGCACCGCUGCGCGGCCGCCGCCGGCGACUGCGACGGCCUCCUCUUCGGGCGCGCCGCGCACCUGCCCGCGCCGCCGGCCGCCCUCUCCGACUACGACGACCCCGCCGCGGCGGGGGCCCCGCCCGCCCCCGCGCUCUCCAUCUCCGUCUCCGGCCACUGCUCCCUCUCCCACCCCUCCUCCCUCUCCGACUCCCUCGGCCGCUUCCAUCCCCCUUCCCCCUCCUCCUCCCCUUCCCCAACCCCCAUCGGCUUCUUCUCCUCCCGCCGCCGCACCGCGCUCCGCCCCUCCAUGCGGGAGGCCGCGCUCGCCCACUCCCUCUCAGAAACGCUAGCCUCCGCCCACCCGCUCCUCCUCAUCCUCGUCUCCCCCUCCGCCUCCCCCAACCACUCCACCCACUCCUACGACUACCGCGCCUUCCUUCUCCUCGGCGGCUGCCUCGUCCCGGCCUCGCUCGCCGUCGUCAACGUCGGCCCCGGAUUCCGGGACCAGUACCACGCCUUCACCGCCGAGUCGCCCAUGCCCUGGCUGCCGUCGGCUCCGGCGCCAGGGCACGCUCACACCAUCGGGGAGCAGAAGGCGGUGGAUGAAAUGGUCGACGGGUUUGGGGUCGGGAGGCUGCAGGGGGUCCUCGGCUCUGCGGCGGGGCAGGCCGCCGAGAUGGAUGAGAUGUAUGCAGGGAUGCUCAGGAAGCUGGAGAAGCUCGCCAGGGAGGUGGAGAAGAGCAAUUUCCGUGUGCUCGAGCAGGAGAAGCGGAACCUGGUGCUGAGGAUACCUGGUGCUGACCAAGGCUCUCUUCUUGAAAAACAUCUGUCCAUUUUGCUCCUUGCACAUGUUCCACCAUACGUAAAGAAUGGCACCCUGCUUUAUGUUUCUACUGAUCCCUGGGCUUAUGCACCUUUGCAGCUAUGCUAG